This is a messenger RNA of Euleptes europaea (tarantolino), 827 nucleotides long. RefSeq names its product nascent polypeptide associated complex subunit alpha (gene NACA). Bases 75 to 722 code for a protein of 215 amino acids. Lineage: Eukaryota; Metazoa; Chordata; Lepidosauria; Squamata; Sphaerodactylidae. Gene Ontology annotation, cellular component: nascent polypeptide-associated complex; cytoplasm. The record is from RefSeq and is a predicted model, not a curated record. The transcript is spliced from 8 exons. Gene Ontology annotation, biological process: protein targeting to membrane.
GGCCGGAAGUCGCCCGCCCUCCCCUUCUCGCUCUCUUUCUGUCGCCAUCUUGAGCCCGUCUAGUCGUCUUCAAAAUGCCUGGUGAAGCCACGGAAACCGUCCCAGCAACAGAACAGGAGCUGCCACAGCCUCAGGCUGAGACAGGGUCUGGGACAGAAUCCGACAGCGAUGAAUCAGUGCCAGAACUUGAAGAACAGGACUCCACACAGGCCACAACACAGCAGGCACAGCUUGCAGCAGCAGCUGAAAUAGACGAAGAACCAGUUAGCAAAGCAAAACAGAGUCGGAGUGAAAAGAAAGCACGGAAGGCAAUGUCCAAGCUUGGCCUUCGCCAGGUCACAGGUGUAACCAGAGUUACUAUCCGGAAAUCCAAGAACAUCCUGUUUGUCAUCACCAAGCCAGAUGUAUACAAAAGUCCUGCGUCAGAUACCUAUAUAGUCUUUGGUGAGGCAAAGAUUGAAGAUCUGUCACAGCAAGCACAACUGGCUGCUGCUGAGAAAUUCAAAGUGCAAGGAGAAGCUGUUUCAAACAUUCAGGAAAACACACAGACCCCCACUGUCCAAGAGGAGAGCGAAGAAGAGGAGGUUGACGAGACUGGUGUUGAGGUGAAGGACAUAGAGUUAGUAAUGUCCCAAGCAAAUGUUUCCCGGGCAAAAGCCGUCCGCGCCCUGAAGAAUAACAGUAAUGAUAUCGUAAAUGCGAUUAUGGAAUUGACGAUGUAACCACACAGAAAGGGGAACCUUUUUGGUGUUUCAGAAGAAAGUUAAAUUGCAGCUAAAUUCAAAAUUUGUACUAUUUCUAUCAGUUAAUAAAAGUUGUGGUUUAAA